AAACUGGUUAGCGAAAUGACUGGUCGAAUAGCAGUGAUAGGUGCAGGAGCUUCGGGGCUGGCCGCCAUUAAAACAUGUCUUGAAGAAGAAUUACAACCUGUUUGCUACGAACGAUCGGCGCACUUGGGUGGUCUGUGGUAUUAUUCAGAUGAUGAUCCUCGUUCUGAUCCUCGUGGACCUGGUGCUGUUUACCAUGGUCUCCAUACCAAUAUCUCCAAGGCAUUGAUGGCUUACUCAGACUUUCCUUUCGCAAAGGAUUUACCCCCUUUCCCGAAGGGGGCUGAUGUCUAUAAGUACUACCAGCAGUAUGCCGAACAUUUCAGACUCCUCGAGCACAUCAAUUUCAAUGUGGAAGUCGUGUCCAUCGACCAGGACGCCGAUUACGAAAGCACUGGACGAUGGAAGGUGACAGUCCGCCCAAUGUCUGGCGAGAAAAGGAGUGAGGUCUUCGAUGCUGUGAUGGUGUGUACUGGUCUUUAUCCCAAUGGGCACCUGCCAGACUAUCCUGGGUUGGAUUCCUUCAAAGGACAGAUCAUGCAUAGUUGUCAGUUCAAAAGAGGGGCUUACUUCACGGACAAGAGGGUUCUGGUCGUAGGCUCGGGUACGUCGGGAGGAGACAUAUCCAACAUUAUCAGUCAUCACGCAAGUCAGGUAUACCUUAGCUUGAGGCACGGAGCUUGGUGUGUCCCUCGAUUCUUUUACAACAAGCAGACCGUGCAAGAUUUUUUCAACCAACGGUGGAAGACGUGGCUUCCCUCGAGACUCCUCAACACCUGGCUGAUCAAUAAAAUGAACUACCACAUGGAUGGGAAGACUCUCGGUUUGCAGCACUCAAAGCUUCCGUUCAACGUCCAUUGCAUGGUUGACGAGGAUCUCCCCGCCAGCAUCAUGGAAGGGAGAGUGAGAAUCAGGAGUGGUAUUGGCAGAUUUGAAGGCUCCAAUGUCCAUUUUGUAGACGGUUCCGUGAUUGAAGACAUCGAUUAUGUAGUCUUUGCCACUGGGUACGACCUGAAGCUUCCCUUUUUAAAGAAUGGAAUCGUACCAGACGGAUACGAUAAGAUUGAGCUGUACCAAUAUAUGAUUCCGAUUCGGCUUCGGCAUCCAACCCUGUCUUUCGUGGGGCUGUGUGUUCCUUACACAAUGGGUCACAACGCACUCUGUGAGAUGCAGACAAGGUACAUCACCAAGGUCUUGAAAGGAGAGGUCAAGCUACCCAGCUUUGAAGAAAUGAAACAAGAGGUCAUUUCUAGAAAGGAUCUCAACUUUAAAUUAUUUGAAAACCACCAGCCCUUAAUUACGGACCCAACUGCCUACCGUGAUCAGCUGGCCGAGGCAAUUGGUGCGCUACCAAAUUUGACAAAGCUAUUCUUCACCGAUCCAGUACUUGCUUACCACUUCUACUUCGGAGUCGCCUAUCCACCUUGCCAUAGGUUAGUCGGUCCUGGUGCCACUCCUGGUGCGAGACAGGCUCUUCUCGACUGCAAGGAGAACCAGGUACAUGGUAUUACACUGACAACAGUGCGUAGGGAUGCGAAAGAUUGUUUGCAAGCCUAUGAAGAAGGCCAGAAAUCCUCCUUAACUGUGUUUAUCAUGAUCUUCGGUGCCAUUUUAUCUGUAAUUGUCCUCAUGGCUAUAUUUUAAUGUGUUAUCUAGUGAAAAGAGGAUCUUCAUUUGGACAAUACGGGGACGUAUAACGUUUUGGGGGGUUAUUGCCUUCAUGACUGUUCCCAGCCUCCCAUCAAAUUCAUCAAUUCAAUCGUGGACCUACUAUUUAGUAGGUCCAUGGCAUAGGCGGAUCCAGGGGGGCCUAUUGGCCCUAUU
Messenger RNA from Lytechinus variegatus (green sea urchin), 1821 nucleotides. RefSeq names its product flavin-containing monooxygenase 5-like. Gene Ontology annotation, molecular function: NADP binding; N,N-dimethylaniline monooxygenase activity; flavin adenine dinucleotide binding. Bases 16 to 1641 code for a protein of 541 amino acids. The transcript is spliced from 7 exons. The record is from RefSeq and is a predicted model, not a curated record. Lineage: Eukaryota; Metazoa; Echinodermata; Echinoidea; Temnopleuroida; Toxopneustidae.